AUGCGCACGCGCGUACGAGGCAUGAGUCACUAUUGCUCAUUUCGACCGACUCCAACCCCCGAGCUUGAGUCUUCACCGACACCGUACGGCUCCCUCUCCUUCCCUGGCCCUGGGUUGCUCCACAGAAUGGGUGCGUGGAUUGACGGGCCGUGUGCGCACGUUGCAACCGCAUCUCACGUCCACGCGCUGUCCAAAGGGAAGUUAAAUUACGGUCACGUCCACUUUUGCCCACGAACGGCGUCAGAUGCUUCCCGAGUUUUGUGUGCGGGCAUUUGCCCCACCAUGGGGGGUAAACGGCGUUGUAUAUAUCCUCCUACCCGCUUCGCAGUGUAG
Molecule: messenger RNA, 333 nt
Organism: Ustilaginoidea virens
Lineage: Eukaryota; Fungi; Ascomycota; Sordariomycetes; Hypocreales; Clavicipitaceae
Exons: 2
Coding region: 1-333 (110 amino acids)
Source: RefSeq, a predicted model, not a curated record